UCUAUCUAUAUAUAAUUAACUACAUACAUGUACAUUUAACAUCACUUCAUAUUUCAUACCUUAAAAUUAUAUAUUAGCAACAACAACAACAACAAAAAUACUAUACAUUAUAGUGAGAUGAUGAUGAUGAAAGACGCUGGAUUCGAGCACGUUCUUCGAUAUUUCGACGAAGAUGGUGAUGGAAAAGUUUCACCUAAAGAGCUAAGGCAAAAGUUGAGAGAAAUGGGAGAGGAGGUUUUGUUGAAAGAAGCUGAAAUGGCUAUUGAAGCAAUGGAUUCAGAUGGUGAUGGAUAUUUGAGUUUGGAGGAUUUGGUUACUUUGAUGGAGGAAGGUGGAGAGGAACAAAAGUUGAAGGAUUUAAGAGAAGCAUUUGAGAUGUAUAAUGAUAGUGAUAAAUGUGGAUUUAUAACACCAAAGAGUUUGAAAAGGAUGCUUAAGAAAAUUGGUGAGUCUAAAUCUAUUGAUGAAUGUAAAGCUAUGAUUAAGCAUUUUGAUUUGAAUGGUGAUGGUGUGCUUAGCUUUGAUGAAUUCACACAAAUGAUGCAGUGAUGAUGUAUAUGUUUUUUUUUUUUAUUCAUUUUUGUGUAAUAUCAUCUAUAGAGUAGCUGGUGGAUUUUAUUAAUUUAAUUUAAAUUGUUUACAUACAAAAUACAAUUCAUUGUGUAUAAAGUUUUUUUAUGCUUUGUAAGACUCGUUUAUUACUUUGUGUUGUCUAUUCGAUUUCGUCCAAAUAUCUGUUUUGA
Molecule: messenger RNA, 743 nt
Organism: Cicer arietinum (chickpea)
Lineage: Eukaryota; Viridiplantae; Streptophyta; Magnoliopsida; Fabales; Fabaceae
Product: calcium-binding protein CML38-like
Molecular function (GO): calcium ion binding
Source: RefSeq, a predicted model, not a curated record